Messenger RNA from Hydatigera taeniaeformis, 909 nucleotides. NCBI's taxonomy places the organism in Eukaryota, Metazoa, Platyhelminthes, Cestoda, Cyclophyllidea, Taeniidae. The record is from the annotation of a GenBank genome assembly.
AUGAGUUGGUGUAAUCCUGAGCCUCCCACUACACUAGUCAACGACACUGCUAUCAUCAAGAAUAUCUUCACCGCUCUUGAUACACUCCAACCCUCUGGGGUCCCACCUGUCGCUCGAGGGGACGAGGGCAUUCCAAUAGUACCACUGUUACGCGUAGCCCUUAGCCUCUUUGAUAACCUUGAGAAACAUCGUCGCCGCGCUCUAGGUCUGCGCUUACGACGUCGUCACCUGAUCCUCCUUCUGCGCUCGCCCUGCGCCACACUUGAACCCCUUGAGGCUGAGGCAGCGGUCUUAUCGGGAGAAGCGGUUGCGGAAAGCUCUGCCACAAUGACAGAGGCAGGGGAGUGUGUGGAGACAAGUGCUGCUGGAGAAUCAGCGGGUAUUGAGGGAGUGGUAGCAGAUAACAGCACAAUCAGAAAGGGUGUUUUGGCACAGCUACGUGAGCUUCGUGUAGCGGUCAGUGUCUUUUCGCCUUGUGAUCACGAGAAUUUGAGACGCUUGGCGCGAAUGUGUAAUAUGUUGCCGCCAGAUAUUAGAAGGGAUCCGAAGUGGCCCACGGUCAUCUUCUCGCGUGAGAUAUCCCAGGUUUCGCUGGCUCAGCGCCAUUCUGGCAGUGCCACAGCUUCGAGACGAUCCACAGCACCACUUUCACCGCAACAGCAGCAAGUUCUGCAACAAACACCUCCUCAGCCUGCCUCUACCCUAGGAAGCACUGAACCCUCACCCCGUCACACGUUACAGACUCAAAAUCAGAAAUCCCUACAGCAACAGGUGCCGCCGUCAUUGUCCCAACACCAGCAGCCACCACCGGUGCGUCAUGUGGUCGGAGGUCCUGGCGACUGUUCUGCUCCUUCUCCUCACCAGGCGAGGCUGGUGAGAUACUUCUUCAAUAUUGUUUACCUAUUCUAA